This is a messenger RNA of Lemur catta (Ring-tailed lemur), 3071 nucleotides long. RefSeq names its product leucine rich repeats and calponin homology domain containing 3 (gene LRCH3). The transcript has 21 exons. NCBI's taxonomy places the organism in Eukaryota, Metazoa, Chordata, Mammalia, Primates, Lemuridae. The coding region runs from base 235 to 2559 and encodes 774 amino acids. Gene Ontology annotation, molecular function: protein binding. The record is from RefSeq and is a predicted model, not a curated record.
UUUUAGAAAUGCUGCUGGGAGCUUAGAGCAUGGGGCUGCUCCAAGUUUGAGAGAUGAGUUUUAAUUUCCCUUGAAAAUCUCGAUGUGGGCGUGGGCAAGCGACUGGCUGUACUGAGCAGCACCACAGCGCUGCCGGUCAAGGGAACCGUUCGGGGUCUGUUAGCCCCUUUCCCCGCCCACCCAUCAGUUCUGGCCGCGCAUGCGCGGAGCUGGCGGAGAGUUUUCGGCUGGGAAAUGGCGGCUGCGGGGUUAGUGGCUGUUGCAGCGGCAGCGGAGUACUCUGGCCCAGUAGCGUCCGGGGGUAACGUCUCCGGUGUUAACUGCGGCCCAAGCCCCGGAGCAGGCCCUGGUCCUGGCCCAGGCUCGUGGAGCCGCUCUCUCGAUCGAGCCCUGGAGGAGGCGGCGGUAACCGGAGUGCUCAGCCUGAGCGGCCGGAAACUGAGGGAGUUUCCCCGGGGAGCGGCCAACCACGACCUGACGGACACCACCCGGGCGGACCUGUCACGAAAUCGCCUCUCAGAAAUCCCUCUAGAAGCAUGUCACUUUGUUUCUCUUGAAAAUCUCAACUUGUACCAAAAUUGUAUUCGGUAUAUCCCAGAGGCAAUUCUAAACCUACAAGCUCUAACAUUCUUAAAUAUUAGUCGGAACCAGCUGUCAACAUUGCCAGUACACUUGUGUAAUUUGCCAUUGAAAGUCUUAAUUGCAAGUAAUAACAAACUGGUCUCACUUCCAGAAGAAAUUGGACACCUUAGACAUUUGACAGAACUUGAUGUGAGCUGCAAUGAAAUUCAAACUAUACCUUGCCAAAUUGGUAAUCUGGAGGCCUUGAGAGACCUUAAUGUAAGAAGAAAUCACUUAGUACAUUUGCCUGAAGAGCUGGCAGAGUUGCCUUUGAUACGGUUAGACUUCUCAUGCAAUAAAAUUACAACAAUCCCUGUUUGUUAUCGGAACCUCAGGCACCUACAGAUGAUCACCCUAGAUAACAAUCCACUACAAUCACCUCCUGCACAGAUAUGUAUAAAAGGCAAAAUCCACAUAUUUAAAUACCUGAACAUACAAGCUUGUAAGAUUGCUCCAGAUCUGCCAGAUUAUGAUAGAAGACCCUUGGGUUUUGGCUCCUGCCAUGAAGAACUGUACUCAAGUCGCCCUUAUGGAGCCCUUGAUUCAGGUUUCAACAGUGUGGACAGUGGUGAUAAGAGAUGGUCAGGGAAUGAACCUACAGAUGAAUUUUCAGAUCUGCCUCUUAGAGUAGCAGAGAUUACUAAAGAGCAAAGACUACGAAGAGAAAGCCAGUACCAAGAGAAUCGCAACAGUUUAGUAGUAACAAAUGGUGGAGUGGAACAUGAUCUGGAUCAGAUUGACUACAUUGACAGCUGUACUGCAGAAGAAGAAGAGGAGGAGGUGAGACAGCCCAAGGGCCUGGACUCAGACAGCCUUAGUUCACAGUUUAUGGCGUAUAUUGAACAACGGCGAAUCUCUCAUGAGGGUUCACCAGUAAAGCCUGUAGCCAUUAGGGAGUUUCAAAAAACAGAAGAUAUGAGAAGAUAUUCACAUCAAAACAGGCUUCCAGUUGAGCCAUCUUCUCUCUUGUCACUAUCACCAAGUCACAAUCAGCUAUCACAUAAAGACUUGGAACUUCAUCGGAGAAGGGAACAGUUAGUAGAGCGUACUCGGAGAGAGGCACAGCUUGCUGCCCUCCAGUAUGAGGAGGAGAAAAUAAGGACCAAGCAGAUUCAGAGAGAUGCUGUGCUGGACUUUGUCAAACAAAAAGCAUCGCAAAGUCCACAAAAACAACAGCCCCCCUUAGAUGGUGAGUGUUCCUUCCCAUCCAGAAGGUCUCAGCACACUGAUGAUAGUGCCUUGUUAGUGUCGCUGUCAGGGUUGAAUCAAGUGGGCUGUGCUGCUAUGCUGCCUCAUUCUUCUGCCUUCACACCUCUUAAGAAUGAUGACAGAGCUAAUGCUAUAUCGAGUUCCCCUACAACAGAAACAGUUCAUCAUUCCCCUGCAUAUUCUUUUCCUGCUGCUAUCCAGAGAAAUCAGCCCCAGUGCCCCGAAAGCUUCCUUUUCCGAGCAGCUGUCAGGGCAGAAGCAAAUAAAGGUCAUGCUUCACCCCUUCUUGCGUCUUCUGCACCUGCUACUACUACUACAGACCCCAUAACAAGACAGAAUUCAAGACAGAGAGAGGAAGAACUGGAAUUAAUAGAUCAACUACGGAAACAUAUUGAGUACCGAUUGAAAGUAUCUCUGCCUUGUGAUCUUGGAGCAGCUCUAACCGAUGGUGUUGUUCUUUGCCAUUUGGCCAAUCAUGUGCGACCUCGAUCUGUCCCAAGCAUUCAUGUUCCCUCACCAGCUGUACCUAAAUUAACAAUGGCAAAAUGCAGGCGAAAUGUGGAGAAUUUCCUAGAAGCUUGCAGAAAAAUUGGUGUACCUCAGGAGCAAUUAUGUUUGCCUCUCCACAUUUUAGAAGAGAAAGGUUUGAGCCAGGUUGCAGUGACGGUCCAGGCUCUCCUAGAACUUGCCCCACCCAAGCAACAGCAGCACCAGUUAUCUGCUGUUUAAGGACUCCAGGACCUUGGGCGUUGGCCUAGCCAAAACAAGGAACAGGACAACGUGAUUGCUGCUGCCCGCUGUCUGCUUAAACAAAGCUCUUAUGUGUUCUUAGAAGGGACUGCCUCCAUGAUUCCUGACAGGAAUAUUUUGCUUCAUUUCUCCAUUUUAGGGGAGGUUAUAUCCAUUUCCAUUGAAUUUUUUUAUGAAGACAUAGUUGGUUUUCUCAAAUGAAACUUCUCUCAUUACUGAGAACCCAACACCAAAGCCUAAACUGGCUGUGCUUUCCUAGCGAGCAGGCUUAUUUCACAUACCAGAAAGCAUAUCUUCUCAGGAAGAUACUUGGCUCUCUUGAAGGCCCAAACAUGCUAUUAUCUUUACCUGUUCUCAAGACAUCUACAGUCCACUGGUUUCUAAACUUGGUCAUUCGUUAGAACCCCCUGGAGCAUUUGUUAAAAUACAGAUUUGGGCCAGGUGUGAUGGUUCACACCUGUAAUCCCAGCAGUUUGGGAGGCUGAGGCAGG